AUGGGGAACGAGGCCAGCCUAGAGGGAGAGGGGCAGGCGGCUCCGCCCGGCUCCGCCGCUCCUUCGGCGGGAGCUCCGGCUUCCAUUUCAGCACCACCGGACUCUGGACAGCUCAUCAAGCCCAGCAAUGGUGCGCCAGCCGGAGGAACGGGAGCGGGAGCCGGGCCGGGGAUUAACAGACCACCCCAAUCAGACCCAGGGCCCAGGGGGGGCAUCCAGAGCGGCCCUGGGACCGGGGAUCGGCUGGCCUCUCAUGACAGCCUCCAGCCCGCCGCUUCCCAAGGAGAGCAGGGCCAGGGUCACGUCGCCAGGAAGAGUCUGCAGGUGAACGUGGGUAGCGGCAGGACCACCAGGUCCCCUUCUGUGUCCCCAGACAGAGGCAGUGUCCCCACCUCCCCCUACUCCGUGCCUCAAAUCGCACCCAUGCCCAGCAGCAAGCUGUGCCCUGUCUGUAAAACCACUGACCUGAUGAGCAGGAGGGAUGACCAGCCAAACUACAACACCUGCACACAGUGUCGAUUCAUGGUGUGCCACCAAUGUGGCUUCAACCCCAACCCGCACCUGACAGAGAUCCAGGAGUGGCUAUGUCUGAACUGUCAGAUGCAGAGAGCUUUGGGGAUGGACAUGACCACGCCACGCUCCAAGAGUCAGCAGCAGUUACACUCUCCUUCUCAACCGGCCAAACCAGAUCCUUCCACUCAGCCUGAUCCCCAGACACAGGCCCAAACCCAGCCCCAAACACAGACCUCGCCUCAGCAGCAACCUCCAACGCAGCCCCACAAAACGCCUGCCGCUAACAAACAGACUGGUCCAGCUGGCCCAGGCCAGCAACAGGUUAAGCUGCCCCCUGGGGCAGUUCCUCUCCCUGGCAUGGCCAAGGCCCCAUCCCAACCUGACCUGUCCCACAGCUCCCCCGCCCACCAACCCCAUCAUCCACGCCAGGAUCAGACCCGCAGCGCGGGGAGCUCUCCGUCACGGCAGCCCCCACCUCCAGAGCAGACAUUUGGGAAGCUCUUUGGCUUUGGUGCUUCUCUGCUCAACCAGGCCAGUACUCUCAUAUCAGAGACUGCUCAACCCCAGCAACAGCCUCCCAAACCGGCCCCCAAACCUGGAGGGACACAAGGUCUGGGGACUGGGGCUGGAAAACCCCCAGGACAACAUCACCCUGCUCAACAAGGACCCCAUGGACCCCUUCAACAACAACAACAACAUCACCAGGACUUCUCCUCCAAGCCCAAGAUUUGCUGUCCUCUCUGCAAGACAAACCUCAACGUUGGCAACACUGCAGAGCCGCCCAAUUACAACACCUGUACACAGUGCCAUGCCCAGGUGUGCAACAUGUGCGGCUUCAAUCCCACCCCACAUCUAGUCGAGAAGAAAGAAUGGCUAUGCUUGAACUGCCAGACCCAGAGGGCUCUGUCAGGAAACUUAGGAGAUGCUCCUGCCCCUGUUACACAGCCAACGGGAUCCCCCCGGACACCUGCCCCCGCCAAUCAACAACCACCUCAACAGAAAGAGACCAGCCAACUCGCAGGGCACAGGCCCACAGGUCCCCAACAGCAGCAGAAACCACCGGGUGCCCAAGUAAGUGGCCAUCUCUCUUCUGUCAAACAGGCUGGGCCUACCUCUCAAAACAAGGGCCCCACCCAAUCCUCUUCUCAAACUAAAGGUUCCUCCCAACCUUCCCCUCAAAGCAAGGGCCCUACCCCACCCUCUUCUCAAAAUAAGGGACCCUCUCCUCAAGUGAAAGGCCCGAGUCAAGCUCAUGCUCAUGCUCAUAGUAAAAGCCCUACUCAGUCUGUUAACCAAGCAAAGGGCCCUAGCCAACCCAAAGGGCCUACUCAUACAAAGGGAUCUUCCCAGACUUCUGGUCAGAGUAAAGGGCCAUCUCAUACCUCUAGUGCCAAGUCUUCAUCCACCCCUGGUAAAGCAGCACCUGGCUCUGCCAAAGCCUCUUCUGCCCCUGUAAAAGCAGGAGCUACCCAACCUAAACCCACAGGUAACAGCCAGACCCGGAAACAGCAACAAAGUCAAGAGAAGAGUAAAGUCACUUCUAAAUCUCUAAAGGAAGAAGUCAAGGCCUCAUCAAAGAAGGCAGUGUCAGAGGGUAUCACUUCAUCAAAGGAUGUGAAGAUGACUGAAGACUCACAGAAGAUGAGACACCAUGAAGAUUCCAACAAGUCAAGCAUGCACAGUCUAAGUGACACAGGCUAUUCCUCUGAUGGGAUCUCCGGCUCCUUGGGGGAAAUCACAGGCCAGAUCCGGGAGGAUGGAAUCAAACUCAGUGAAAGAGGUGCUUCAAGUCCGUCUGAGAUCACCAAGCUGGAGAGCUCCAUGAGGCCCCUGCUUGAGUCAAAGACAGCCUCAGACCAGCAGCAGAGACCACACUCACUGUCUGUUGGACAGGACCAGGAGUAUAACUCUGAUGAAGAUGCAGCAAGGGAAGAGUCAGAGGAUGACCUCAGCUGUAAACUGCGUCAUGACUAUGUGGAGGACAGCAGUGAGAGCGGUCUCUCACCAUUACCACUCAGGCAGAAGAAAUCACAUAAAGAUUUAACAGAUGAGGAAUUCAUGAGGAGGCAAAUCAUGGAGAUGAGUGCUGAUGAAGAAGAGACAGAGGAAUAUGGAACCCAAAAAACCAAAAGGGGACAUAAAACCAGUGGUGAUUUGGGAAAGGAGAGACGACGGCUCACUCAACAAUCUAAUAGUUUUGAAGAGGAAACCAAGGGGUCAGAUAGUGUUUAUAAAGGAAAUGAAGAUGAUGAAGGCAUGGUUGCCUCUCAAGGAGGACUUCGACGAUUUAAGACCAUUGAACUGAACAACACCAAUAGUUUCAGCCGAGAUAUGGAGCUCAAUACAGAACAUGACCUCAGAGAACCAGAGCUAGAAAUGGAGAGUCUGACUGGUUCUCCUGAGGAGCGAUCUAGAGGGGAAUAUUCAUCCACUCUACCUGCCACUACCCCAAGCUACACCUCUGGAACAUCACCUACAUCUGUGUCAUCCAUGGAGGAUGACAGUGACAGCAGCCCUAGUCGCAGAGCAAGACUUGAGGAGGCCAAGCAGCAAAGGAAAGCUCGACAUCGUUCCCAUGGUCCCCUGCUGCCCACUAUCGAGGAUUCAUCUGAGGAAGAUGAGCUGAGGGAGGAGGAGGAGCUUCUCCGAGAACAGGAGCAGAUGAGAGAUCUGGAGCAGCAGAGGAUUCGCAGCACAGCUAGGAAAACAAAGAGGGACAAAGAGGAACUGCGGGCACAGAGACGCAGGGAAAGAUCCAAAACUCCCCCCAGUAAUCUCUCUCCAAUAGAAGAUGCAUCACCAACAGAGGAAUUGAGACAGGCAGCAGAGAUGGAGGAGCUUCAUAGAUCCUCAUGCUCUGAAUAUUCACCCUCCAUGGACUCAGAAGCAGAGGGGUUUGAGAUGAUUGGUGGAAAGCUCUACAAGUCAGGGAGUGAAUAUAACCUCCCAACCUUCACAUCUGAUUACUCUCCUACUGAAAAUAUAUCAAAAACCUCACCACCUGAUAAAACAUUAAAAAGUGCAGAGGAGGUCUAUGAGGAGAUGAUGAGGAAAGCAGAGCUGAUGCACAGGAAAGGGCAACCACUAAACACUCAGCAGAAAGGUGACCCUCUGUCAGUCAGUAAACCACAUCUAGAACCUGGGGCUGUUUUAACCCCUGGCUCCAGCCCCACCCAGAUUGCUGCACCUGUAUCCUUCUCCGCAACUGGAAGUGACCCAAGAAUUCUUGCAGCACAGCAUUUAUCAAAAGAAACACAAAACAGGAUGAUUACACAGACUGCCAAAAUUGGAGGCGUUGUUGGGAUUGCCACAACUAAAGCCCAAAGCCAUCAACCCAUCACAACUGCUCGGCAGGUGGGAAGUGCAGGCUCUGCUGCUGGCAGAGCAGGUUCCCAGGGGCCUACUAAGGCUGCGCCAUCUGACCCUGAGUCAUCAUCCCUUUCCUCCAAAGUAUUCUCAUAUUUCAAGGGUUCCAGCCCCCCACUCUCUCCCACCACUUCUCCUACCCAAAGCCCCACUCCUUUGGCAACACAGCGACACACUGGAGUAGGUAGGCAGCUGCCGUGUCUGCCUGGUAGCCCUGCAUCUUCAGCGGUGCCCCAUGGUACUCAGGCGUCUCAAAGAGCAGUUUCACCUCGCCUUGCACGACAACAGUCUUCCCAAGAAUCACCAGUAAUGGUGAUAACGCUGGGUUCAGAAACAACCAGUGCUGCCAAACCCCUUACUGUAAAUUCCUCCACUUCCCCUUUGUCAUCACCAACACAGAUCAGUUGUAAGCACUUGUAUGGCUCCCAGCCUCCCUCAACAAGUUCCCCAACAUCCCCGCAACUACAUCCAUCACAGAAAUCCUCCAAACAUUCGUCACAGACAGUCCAAAGUAUUGAAAAAAUAAAUGUUGGUAUGGGCACAGUGACCACCACAACCACAUAUAGCCGUGGAUCAAAGGUGAUAGGACAAAGCCAAAGUGGUAAUGUGGUUGACCUAAGAGCCCCAGUGAGGCCUGCCCCGAUUAUUAUGACAGACCAGGGUAUGGAUUUAACCUCUCUGGCCUCUGACACAAGGAGAUAUUCACUAGGAGCAGAGCAGCCAUCCAGUCGACACACAGCAGUGCAGCCACUUAUCAUGAACCUGAAUGCACAAGAGCAACCACAGAUAUCUGUAUCAACUCCAACCACAGUCAGUGUCACAGUUGCAGCUUCUAUGUUCAUAUCCCCACCUAAGCAACCAGUAGUCUACGGAGAUCCGUUACAGAAUCGUGUAGAUCUGGGACAGGGUGUUGGCUCAGCAGUGUGUCUAACACAGACUAAGCCACCAAUUACAGACCCAUCUAUUCCCAAAAUUGAUGCCUGCUUGGAAGAUUUGGGCAUCCAACAGCAACAGCUACAAUUACAGCAACAGAAGCUCCUGCAGCAGCAACAGCUCCUUGAACAGCAGCUCCAGCAACAUCAGCAGCAAUCCUCCUUUGCUCGUUACAACUUAGCAAAUCAGGUCCAACCACUGCUGUUGAAAAAAGACCUUGUUGUAAGCCAGACAAGCAGCUCUCAGCCUGUCGUGAGUGUUAGUGCCAUUCCAAGGAUAUCUCCCUUACCCCCACAGUCAGCAUCUGGAGCUCCUUCUUCUAAUGUCCCACAUGAGAUCUAUAGUGGGGUUGCCUUAGAGUUGAAAAAUAAGCCCACAGUAAUUAAUUUGUCAACAAGUAAACCCCAUGUCAUGAUGGUACAGCUGGAUGAGAGCAGCUCCUCCCAAGCAGGUACAGUGACUCAGCUGGUAAAAAAAGAAGAACCACCUCCCGCUCCCCAGAUUCUGGAUCUCACUGGGCAGCUCAAACCAGAGAACCAAGAGGCUUGUUGUGAUGUUGUUUACAAACUGCCCUUUGCUAGUAGCUGUUCGGGAUCCUUUGCUCAGAAGCCCACAACAGUGGCAUCAGAACAUAAUCCAACCACUGAACCUUCCCAAGUUGCCCGCCCUCCCCCUGCCCCACACUACAAUGACAGUUGCCACCAGCAACAACAGCAAGCACCGCCCACGUUAGGAGUAACAGAGGAUCAUAAACCUUAUCAACCACCAAUACUGCCACCAGGAACAAUACAACCCUCUAUGUCUGACACUAACUUGCCUUCCAUGACUGAUGCAGAUCCUCAGCAACAUCAAAGAAAUGACCAGCGAGGUCUGGCAGUUGAUCUGAGCAGCAUGAAUCAGGCUUAUGAGGGUGGAUACCUUGGCAUGGGUGCACAGUAUGGCUCCUACACUGACUUGCGUCACCAAGGAGAUGUUGUGGGCCCUCCAUUACCCCUACGUCGAUAUGGCUCUAUGUCAAAUAUAAAUUCCGAUUAUGGUUACAAUCCACGUGACCUAACAGGUAAACAAGACUCUAAUUUGGCACAGUACAGUGCAACCACUGCCAGGGAAAUCAGUCGGAUGUGUGCAGCUCUUAACUCAAUGGACCAGUAUGGGAGCCGAUAUGGAAACCCUGAACUUAUGCAGUACGGGGCUGGAAGGGGAGGGCCAAUGGGUAGGCUCAAUCUGCAGCAAAGCCUUGCAUCUAUAAGAGCCAACCUACUCUAUGGUCCUGAUGGCAGACCAACAGCCCAUGGGCAAACCCUAACUAACCUAAUAAAUGCUAGACAAGCAAGUAUAAGGGCCUUGUACCCUGCUGCUAUGAGAGGAGCUGAUGGCAUGAUAUACUCCACAAUUAACACUCCAAUAGCCUCUACCUUGCCAAUUACUACUCAGCCUGCCUCUGUCCUACGUCCCAUACCAAGAGGAAUAUACAGACCUUAUCCUACAAGUGUAACUGCUGUACCACUGGCAAGCCUUACUAGGUUGCCUCAAGUGACUCCCAGAAUGCCUCUAUCCACACAGGGACCAUACUCUUACCCUCCUUCUAACCAGUAUCCUACUUCAGCCCCUGCCCCAGGAAGUGUGCCUGUUACAAGUACCUCCAACCAAGAAACUCCAGUCUACCUUGGGAAGCCUUUAACAAGCAUCGCUGCACAUACAGCUGCAACCUUGCCACCAACCCAACCUGUUGCUCAUUUGGGAGCACAAAAUAUACAAGCACCUGGUAUACAGGCUACUACAAUGCAACUUCAGCCUGCGGAUCAACACACAGCUCAAACCCAAAUACCAACACAGAAUGUUAAAUCAAUCUCUCAAGAUCAGGGUCAACCUCAAAUUGUACAGCAGGUGCAAGCUCAAAUGCAGGCACAAUUACAAACACAACAAAUGCCCACUCAAACUCAGCCUUUAUCUUUGACCCAAGCCCAGCUCCAAAUUCAACACAUGACACACCCUCAGUCUCAGGUAUUAGUACAGCCUCUGGCCCAGACCCAAACCACACCCCAAGCUACUGCUAUUGCAGCACCUAGUACCAAACCUUCUCCUCCCAUGGAUGCACAGAAAGAAAAAGAAGAGGAGAGACUAAGUCAGCAACAAGAGCAGAUGCUACAGUUAGAACGAGAGCGAGUGGAGUUGGAGAAGUUGCGGCAGCUGCGCUUACAGGAAGAGCUUGAAAGAGACAGAAUGGAGCUUCAGCGACACAGAGAGAAAGAACAGCUGCUUGUCCAGCGAGAGAUUCAGGAGCUGCAGUCAAUAAAACAGCAAGUCUUACAGCAGCAGCAGGCAGAGCGGGAGACCCAGCUCAUUAUGCAGAGAGAGCAACUGGCCCAGCAGAGGAUGCAGCUUGACCAGAUUCAGUCUCUGCAGCAGCAGCUUCAGCAGCAACUGGAGGAGCAAAAGAGGCAGAAGACAGCCGCAGUGGAGGCAGCAGCAGCUGCAGCAGCAGAGGCAGCUGCAGCAUCAGCAGCGGCAGCAGCAGCAGCAACAUCUGCACAAGGUGCAAUACAAGGUGUAGUUGUAGGAGGAGGGCCUCCUCAGAGUUUCAUUAUAUGUGACCAGAGUGGAAGAGUGAUCCAACAAGAUGGACAAAGUGUUCAGUUCUGGCAGGACGGGCAAGUGGUUCAAGCACUGGUGUCUUCUAGGCCUAUUCAUAGUUCUGCCUCGGAAAUGUCUUUGCGAAGUGAUGACCAGGCCGAGUCCAAGAUAAUGAAAAAACAGAAUUCCAUGCCACGGCUGAGGGAUGGCUCAGAGGAGGACUCAGUGAAGAGGAUUGCAGAUAGCUGUGUGCAAACAGAUGAUGAAGAUGGAGAGGACAGAUUUAUUAAUAGACGUAGGAGGACCAGGCGGAUUGCAGACUGCAGUGUUCAAACAGAUGAAGAGGACCAAGGAGAAUGGGACCAGCAGCCAGUGAGGCGCAGACGCUCACGCAUAUCUAAGCACUCUGAUCCUACUUCUGACACUAAAUCCGACAGCUCAAGCAAAGUGUCUUCCUCAAGUAUUGCUAUUCAAACAACCAAUGACUCCUCAUGCCAAACAGAGCCAGAUCAGCUAGGAAGGGUUUCACCUGCAAUUCACAUAACCAUGGCAGAGACCUCAAAAGUGGACCUUUUACAUUACAUAGCUGCCCCUGAAAGGACCCAGAAGGGAGAGAGUCUGGCCUGCCAAACAGAUCCAGAGGCCCAGUCUCAAGGUGUGGUUGCCCCUCAGCUUAGUGUGCCUACAACCAUCAGUCCAUACUCUACUAGUCUACAUAUGGUGGGCACUAACUCCUCUGAUCCAGCUUCUCCACGACUCCAAGGGGUUGCUAAGUUUGAGAGAAGGAAACCAGACCCCUUGGAAAUUAGCUAUCAGCAGCAACAACAAAAUGAGUCUCCGUCUCGCCAGCCUCCCAAAUCUCCACAGGUACUAUACUCCCCAGUAUCCCCGCUGUCUCCUCACCGCAUGCUAGAGACAACAUUUGCCUCCCAAGAGAAACUCAACAAGGCACAUGUCACACCCCAGCAGAAGGCCUUUACUGCUGAAUCCCCCCAGCGUCACCAGACCCUCCCCAGGCCCAUAAAGAGUGUGCAGCGCUCCAUGUCAGAUCCCAAGCCCCUCAGCCCCACAUCAGAAGACCCUGCCAAGAAUAGGUUCUCGCCAUACCAUCAGCAAGCUCUCUCCAACAGUCAGAUGGCUUCCCUGCAGCAGCAGCAGAACACUCUGAUGAGAAAGGUAAAGAGAACUCUCCCCAGCCCCCCUCCAGAGGAGACUCCCCUCCCCAUCGUUACUCCUGCUCAAAUGUACACUUCCCCUGGUAUGUCCCAGAGGGUCCUACCGAGGACCUCCCAGGGCACCACCAAGGCAGGCCUACUGAAUGAGUUGAAGGCUGUGGAACAGGAGUCAUCCAAACUUCGCAAGCAGCAGGCUGAGCUGGAGGAGGAGGAAAAGGAGAUUGACGCUAAAUUACGUUACUUGGAGCUCGGCAUCACCCAACGUAAGGAGACAAUGGUUAAGGAGAGAGAGAAGAGAGAGCUGGCUUAUCUGCGUUGUAUGGGUGAUGCCCGGGAUUACAUGUCAGACAGUGAGCUUAACAAUCUUAGGAUGGCAGCUGCAACAGGAACUUUUGAUCCUAAUGGGUUACUGUCAAGGCCCAGCACUGCUCCACUGAGUCAGUUUACCAGUGACCUCAGUGCAACUUCCCAAUAUCCCUCAACUUCUUCUUACAUGUCCUAUCCAUACCCUCAAAGCCAACCAUCAACACAGCAGCCAGGCCCUGCUUACCAACAGAUAGGUUUCCAACCUCCUCAAUACUCUUCCUCCUCUGCACCCCAGCCAGGAACAUUCCAGCCCCAUCCUCCACCAGGCCCAGGCUAUCAGACCCAGGGAACCUUCUCUUCACACAUGUAUGGCCAGCCAUUGUAUCAGACAGACCUUGGCAUGCAGCAACAUGGUCACCAGGGCUUCCAGCCUCCUGGCGCACCCAUGCCAGGUCAGAGCCUGCCUUACCCCAGCCAUAGCUCCUACCAGCCAGUCCUCUCCUUCCAGCCCCAGGCAGAGAUCCUAACAGUUCACCAAAGGCCAAGGCAGACCUCCCUGGCUGACCUUGAACAGAAACUGCCCACCAACUAUGAAGUCAUCAGUAACCCUGCAGUGUCAGUGGCCACAUCAGCUCCUGAUACCAGCUAUGGCUCAGUCUAUAACAAUGCCUAUGGGCAGUAUCGCCCCCCUGAGCCUGCCUUGAGUCAUUCUGUGGACAGCCCCACUUCUGCCUAUGCUGCAGAUGGCCUCUACACCUCCAAUCUAGAGCAGAACAUCCCAAGGAACUAUGUCAUGAUCGAUGACAUUAGUGAGUUGACAAAAGAGAAUACAAAUCAACCCACUGAUGCUCUUGGUCAUCCCAUUGGAGGGCGUUAUGGCAGUGAAAAUGGUCCUGGACGUGGUAGUGCCUAUGGACGACCUGAAGAUGAACCAGUGGAUUCUUAUGGCAGAUCAUCAAGCACGGUAGGCUACCAGAGUGGUGUGGACAGCCGCACCGGCACCACAGCAAGUGGAGGAUCUUCAUAUUAUUAUGAUGACUAUAAACACUCCACAACACGCAGUGGCUCCAGUGGUCAGAAAAUCACAUCCAAGAAUCUGGCCCCUGCUGUAGUCUCUUCCAAACGUAGUAAGCAUAGGAAACAGGGAAUGGAGCAGAAGAUAUCUAAGUUCUCCCCUAUUGAAGAAGCACGGGAUGUGGAGUCUGAUCUUGCUUCAUACACCAUGACAACAUCAACAGGUGGCAGCUGUACAGUUGUUUCCAGAACCAAGAAGCUUCACGAUGACAUGGCAUAUGGGCUGAAAAACAACAUUUAUGACCAGCAGAAGUAUUACGGCACCAGUCGCGAGGGUCUUGAGGAGGAAGACCGCAUGUACGGCUCUGGGAGGUCCAGGUCUACUGGCUAUGGAAUGGAUAAGAUCUCCUCCCGAGAUGCAGCUGGCCACAGGAGUAAGUCUUACGAAAGAGAUGCCAUGGAAAGAACCCAGAGAAGCAGCCGUGGUGGAAGACCUCCCAUGCGUAGUCAGAACUCAGAAGAGGAGAGUCCACUUAGCCCUGUGGGGAAGCCUGUGGGGAUGGGUAGAGGCUCUGGUAUAGCUGACUCCCAUGAUGUGAGAAACCAGUAUGGCUCCAGUCAUUCCCUGCCAGAUGUACAGGACCACCACACGAAGGACCUACCCAGGAGUCACGUCUACAAACCAGAUGACCCCUACCUGGUAGAUGACAUGCACUGUGCUGUUUCUGACAGUGAAGCCUAUCACUUGGGCCAAGAGGAGACCGAUUGGUUUGAGAAACCUCGUGAGGCCCGUUCUGAACGCUCAAGACACCAUGGAGGUGGUGGUCAUUCAUCUACAGGCAGGCGUACCAAUGUGAAGCACACAUACCAUGAUUAUGAUGAGCCCCCAGAGGAAGACUGGCCCCAGGAUGAGUACAACCAACAACGGCACCCCUCAUCCACGUCAUCACGGGAACAUCGUCACCAUGGCAACAGCUCUGUGAGGCAUAGCUCUUCCCGCCACUCAGAAGAGUCCAGGUCCUCCCGCACUAGGACACAUCCGAAAGACCCAUCUGCCCGCUCUGACGGCCGAACUUCCUCCUCUACACAAAGGAGGGGCGGUCAAGAGUCCCGCUCUUCCCAGGGAAGCCACCGGGAUUCCGGUGAUUUCUCUCGUGACACAGCCCCCGGCCACCACCAUGGGACAGGGGGAAGGAGCCAGAGGCCACCUGGAGAUCGUACCUCCUCAAGAAAACAGGAUCCUUCUACAGGGCCUAAACAGCAGCAGCAACAGCCUCAGGGCCAAACUGGGAAGCAGCGGUCAGGAGGCCAGGCCCAGUCUGGAAGACAGCAUGGCUCUGAGACAGUUGACGGAGCCCCGCCGCAACAGCGUCCACAACAGAAUCAACAACCACUGCAGCAAGGCCAGCCCCCUCACACCACCACCAGUGGAUCACAGGUCACACCAAGCACUACUGGUGCAGGGGCAGUCCAGCAACAGUCCAAACCUGGCCAGGCCACACCACAAGGACGGCAGCCUGCAGCAGGGCCUACAGCAGGGCAACCAGCAGCCACACCGGCAAAAAUGGAUGCUACACCUGCAGUAAAUGUUGCUGGUAUGAAACCUGCAGCAGCGGCCCCAGCAGUGACACAGCCUGCCAAAAUAGCAACACCUCCUGUAACAGGCAUCGGCUCCAAGGCAGCCCCUGUGGCUAUUGGUAGUAAGUCUGGAGGUAUAGGCAGUGCAGCAGCAGCAGCAGCAGGACCGGCCCCUGCUGAAGGGGAAAAUGUCCUCAGCAAGAUCCUGACAGGAGGGGCAGCAGAGCAGGCGGGAAAGCUGGGAGAUGCUAUAUCUGGCCUCGGGAAGAAGUUCACCUCGUUUUGGUGA
This is a messenger RNA of Lampris incognitus (smalleye Pacific opah), 11748 nucleotides long. It is a transcript of the gene bsnb, whose product is annotated as bassoon (presynaptic cytomatrix protein) b. Bases 1 to 11748 code for a protein of 3915 amino acids. The record is from RefSeq and is a predicted model, not a curated record. Gene Ontology annotation, biological process: presynaptic active zone assembly; protein localization to synapse. Gene Ontology annotation, molecular function: metal ion binding; structural constituent of presynaptic active zone. Lineage: Eukaryota; Metazoa; Chordata; Actinopteri; Lampriformes; Lampridae. The transcript is spliced from 13 exons. Gene Ontology annotation, cellular component: glutamatergic synapse; cytoskeleton of presynaptic active zone; axon.